Molecule: messenger RNA, 1560 nt
Organism: Lodderomyces jiufengensis
Lineage: Eukaryota; Fungi; Ascomycota; Pichiomycetes; Serinales; Debaryomycetaceae
Gene: LAP41
Product: metalloaminopeptidase
Exons: 1
Coding region: 1-1560 (519 amino acids)
Biological process (GO): proteolysis
Cellular component (GO): fungal-type vacuole
Molecular function (GO): metalloaminopeptidase activity; zinc ion binding
Source: RefSeq, a predicted model, not a curated record
AUGUCUAAUUUUACUAUAGAUGAUAUUCUUGCUGGUAUAUCAGAUUCAUUAAAUAAAUUACAAGAACAAAAAGAUUUAAAAUUUAAAGAAAUUUCAAAUGAUUCAAAAACUUCAGAAGAUACUACUAAUAAUUCAGAUUUAAGUUCAAAAUAUACUAAAGAAUUUUUUAUUAAAUAUGCUGAAGAUUAUAUUGAAUUUACUUAUAAAAAUCCAACAAUUUAUCAUGUAGUUGAUUAUUUUAAAACUCAACUUGAAAAAAAUGGGUUUAAAUAUAUUUCAGAAAAGGAUUCAUGGACCGAUAUAAAACCUGGGAAAUAUUUCACUACAAGGAAUGGUUCAUCACUUUCUGCUUUCGUAGUUGGGAAAGAUUGGACACCAUCAAAGGGAGUUGGUGCAAUUGGAUCACAUAUUGAUUCAUUAACAACAGUAUUAAAACCAAAUUCAACAAAAGCCAAAGUUGAUGGAUAUGAAUUAUUAGGAGUUGCUCCAUAUGCUGGUACAUUAGGUAGUGUUUGGUGGGAUAGAGAUUUAGGUAUUGGUGGUAGGAUUUUAAUUAAAGAUGAAAGAAAUCAAAUUACUCAACAUUUAGUUGAUUCAACUCCUAAUCCAAUAGCUCAUAUACCAACAUUAGCUCCACAUUUUGGUACACCAGCUCAAGGUUAUUUUAAUAAGGAAACUCAAGCUGUUCCAGUAAUUGGAUUUUCACAAGAUUCAGGACCUGAACCAACUGAAUCUGAAAAAAAAGCUCCAUUAUAUGGAAAACAUUCUUUAAAAUUAUUAAGAUAUAUUGCAAAAUUAGCUAAUGUUAAAGUUGAACAAAUAUCACAAUGGGAUUUACAAUUAUAUGAUGUUCAAAAGGGAACUAUAGGUGGAUUAAAUAAAGAUUUUAUUUUCGCACCAAGAAUAGAUGAUAGAAUUUGUUCAUUUGUUGCAUUACAUUCAUUAAUUGAAUCAUCAAAUGAUAACACAUUGAAAAGUGAUUCAUUUUCAGUAGUUUCUUUAUAUGAUAAUGAAGAAGUUGGAAGUUUAUCAAGAGCAGGUGCAAAAGGUGGUAUAUUUGAAUUAGUUAUAGAAAGAAUUUUAUCAACAGAAUAUUUUAAUCCUGAACAAUUAGCAAUAUCAGAUGAAUUAAGACAAACUUAUGCAAAUACUAUAGUAUUAUCAGCAGAUGUAACUCAUUUAUUAAAUCCAAAUUUUCAAGAAGUUUAUUUAGAUCAUCAUAAACCAUUACCAAAUAAAGGUAUAACUAUAGAAUUAGAUCCUAAUGGAAAUUUAGCAACUGAUUCUAUUGGAUUAUCAUUAAUUGAAGCUACUGCUAAAAAAAAUAAUGAUGAAGUUCAAUAUUUCCAAAUUAGAAAUGGUUCACCAUCUGGUGGAACUAUUGGUCCUUCAAUAUCCACUCAAACUGGUGCAAGAACUAUUGAUUUGGGUAUACCUCAAUUAUCUAUGCAUUCUAUAAGAGCUACUGUUGGAUCUAAAGAUGUUGGUUUGGGAAUUAAAUUUUUUAAUGGAUUUUUCAAAAAUUGGAGAUCUACUUAUGAUGAUUAUGUUGAUUUAUAA